Molecule: messenger RNA, 816 nt
Organism: Acanthosepion pharaonis
Lineage: Eukaryota; Metazoa; Mollusca; Cephalopoda; Sepiida; Sepiidae
Source: the annotation of a GenBank genome assembly
AUGUCUUUUCACUGCCUCAUCACCCUUUCACGAUGCAUCAGUCUUAAGCAUUGUAUUACCAAAAUGGAUUGCUGUUUCUUUUUUAAAACACUCAUUGACGUUUUCUUUUUUAUCUAUCUAUCUAUCUAUCUAUCUAUCUAUCUAUCUAUCUAUCUAUCUAUCUAUCUUCGGUAUCUAUCUAUUCAGUAUCUAUCGAUCUAUCUGUCUAUAUAUAUAUAUAUAUAUAUAUAUGUAUAUCUUCGGUAUCUAUCUAUCUAUCUAUCUAUCUAUCUAUAUAUAUAUAUGUAUAUCUUCGGUAUCUAUCUAUCUCUUCAGUAUCUAUCUAUCUAUCUAUCUAUAUAUAUAUAUAUAUAUAUAUAUAUAUCUUCGGUAUCUAUCUAUCUCUUCAGUAUCUAUCUAUCUAUCUCUCUCUCUCUCUCUCUAUAUAUAUAUAUAUAUAUAUAUAUAUAUAUGCAUAUAUAUCUUCGGUAUCUAUCUAUCUAUAUCUUCGAUAUCUAUCUAUCUAUCUAUCUAUCUAUCUAUCUAUCUAUAUCUUCGAUAUUUAUCUAUCUAUCUAUCUCUUCAGUCAGUCUCUUUAUCUAUCUAUCUAUCUAUCUAUCUAUCUAUCUAUCUAUCUAUCUAUCUAUCAGUCUCUUCAGUAUCUAUCUAUCUCCUCAGUAUCUAUCUCCUCAGUAUCUAUCUCCUCAGUAUCUAUCUCUUCAGUAUCUAUCUAUGUAUCUCUUCAGUAUCUAUCUAUCUAUCUAUCUAUCUAUCUAUCUAUCUAUCUAUCUAUCUAUCUAUCUAUCUAUGUCACUCUGUGUGUAUUUGUCUAUUUAA